AUGGCGGCCAUCACAUCCACACCAAUAAACAGAAUUACCCGCGAUAAUUUAACAGUGCUCAUCAGGAAUAACAGGUUGAACGAGUCCUUGGAAUUUGCUUCGGAUACUGAUAAGAUGGAAACUGAUUCUCCUGUCCGAACACCUCUAAAUCUAAAGCCGAUAAGCAAAAAGCUAUUCCAUUCACCAGUCGAGGACACCAGUCCACAGAGGCCAGAGUUUGCUUCUAGGAACGAGCGAAGAAAGCAGUUAAAACGGAAAUUAAGAAGAAGAAGCCUUAUCCCGGAUGAUGAAGUGAAAAUCAAGAUGGCGUACGUUGAGGAGUGCAAUAGAGAGGGCUAUAGCCCAGAACCGUACGGGGGAAUGAGAAAAAGGGUGUUAAUCAGUCUGUUUCACAAUAAGGAGUAUUCUAUGGAUUGCUGUGAUUAG
Molecule: messenger RNA, 426 nt
Organism: Pieris macdunnoughi
Lineage: Eukaryota; Metazoa; Arthropoda; Insecta; Lepidoptera; Pieridae
Source: the annotation of a GenBank genome assembly